AUGGCCAAUAGUUUGGACUUUAAGGGCAAAGUAGCCGUCAUUACGGGCGCCAGUAGUGGUAUCGGUGAAGGCGUUGCCAAAUAUUUGGCCGAAUUGGGCGCUCAAGUGGUCAUCACUGGCCGUAACGCCGAUAAUCUAAACCGUGUGGCGAAAGCACUGGAAGUGGUGGCCGACAUCACCAGAGAAGAGGACGCCCGACGUCUGGUCGACGAGACGAUCGCCGCCUUCGCACGCAUUGAUGUACUGGUGAACAACGCGGGCCAGUCGUGGCCGACGUCCAUAUUUGAUCCCAAAGUGGUUCAAAACUUUGACAAUGUUAUGGAUCUGGACCUGCGGUCAGUCGUCUAUUUGACCUCAUUAUUUGUCCCUCAUUUGGAAAAGUCUUCGGGAAAUAUCAUUAAUAUGUCGAGUAUUAUAAGUUCGGUUAGUAAUGAGAUUUAG
Messenger RNA from Medioppia subpectinata, 441 nucleotides. Lineage: Eukaryota; Metazoa; Arthropoda; Arachnida; Sarcoptiformes; Oppiidae. The record is from the annotation of a GenBank genome assembly.